UCUCUCCAAUCUUCACUCGCGAAACAGAAUUCUCCGCCAUCCAAAACAACUUACAUAUGAUAUGAUAUGAUUCUUUCUUGGUUCCAAACCCCCAUCAUUCUCCUUCACUCUCCCUCCCAAGUCCCAACCGUGACCUCAAUUCCCGUUUCCCUCACCUCCCGCCACGUGUCACUCCUCCAUUCGCCUGUCACCACCGCUAUCAAAUUCAGAUUCAUCGCAUACAUACCGAUAAUGGAGAUGGCUCAGCUGAAGACUAGAGCUCGAACUGCAUUGCCCAUGGAAGCUUCCGCAACUUCACCAAAGAGAAGAAAAAUCGCCAUCAACACCAACACCAACACCAACACCGUCACCGCUUCCUUCCUUCAACUCAAGAGUUUCAGUAACCACACAACCUCCACGGAGGAACGCUUCUCCGGCGAAUCUCCGGCGUCUUGCUGCUCCAGCAACGGAUCCUUCGAUCAAAACCGAAUCAUCAACUUCUCAGAUCUAGAGGUGGAGAGCGCGCAAGCUGAAACGUCGACGUGCAACUGCGGUGAACAACAACAAAUGAGGAGAGAGAUGAGUCUCUCGAGCGAGCUUCGAGUUACGAAUUCGCAAGAGGUGGAUUCCGCGGAGAAGAAGCUAACGAUGCAGACCAAAGCCAAAUCUCGCAGCGCUCUAUCAACGCCGCAGAAAAUGCCUACGGAAUCGGAGCUCGAAGAAUUCUUCGCCGCCGCCGAGAAAGACAUUCAGAAACGCUUCUCAGACAAGUAUAAUUAUGAUAUUGUGAAGGACGUGCCGUUGGAAGGACGAUACGAGUGGGUUAAAUUGAAGCCAUAAAAGUGACCAACCAACCUUGAAGGAAGACCAAAGACGGUUAAAAAUGGCACUUGCUGACAUUAUUCUUACGUUAAUUUACUUUAGGCACUUGAUUUUACUUUGAUUUUGUGUCUUUCAUGCUAGGAGAACGCUUUUGUUUGGUGUAUAGUUUGUUUCAUUUUCUUCUGUGGUUAAGGAAGGUGAAUUAAAGGGGAUUCAGUCUCAGCUUGAUCGAUCCCUUUGUUAUUUGUGUACGGGUUUUAUAGUUAUACGGAGAAGCUAGUCCUGUGCGGAAUUUAUUCUGUAAAUUCCGUUGGUGGUGAUGACUGUAGCACAAACGAUUCCUAUAAGGCUAUAACAAAAUUGCAGUCUCAUUUUUCUCUCUUUAA
Molecule: messenger RNA, 1187 nt
Organism: Cajanus cajan (pigeon pea)
Lineage: Eukaryota; Viridiplantae; Streptophyta; Magnoliopsida; Fabales; Fabaceae
Product: cyclin-dependent kinase inhibitor 7
Biological process (GO): negative regulation of cyclin-dependent protein serine/threonine kinase activity
Cellular component (GO): nucleus
Molecular function (GO): cyclin-dependent protein serine/threonine kinase inhibitor activity
Source: RefSeq, a predicted model, not a curated record